This is a messenger RNA of Porites evermanni, 2680 nucleotides long. The record is from the annotation of a GenBank genome assembly. NCBI's taxonomy places the organism in Eukaryota, Metazoa, Cnidaria, Anthozoa, Scleractinia, Poritidae.
CUUGAGCUGCUGAAGGACCCUCAUUCGACUAAGUGUAAUCACCAGUUUUGUGGGUAAGUGUUAUGAACUUUCCUUCGACGACAAUUAAUUGUAAUUGCAAAAGUAUUUUGCAACGCGGAUUCACUCUUCAUUGCUUGUACACUGUAAUCAGCCACUAUGUGCCAUAAAAGCUUACCUUGUGCAAACAUAACCUCUGAAGUACACUGAAGUGUUUAAAGAAGGCUUAAAAUAAGUAAAUACUUGCUUAAAAUUUCCACACAUCUCCGGCCAUGUCAUUUUGUUUUGUUGUACAAGCAGCAUUCUCAUAAUAAUGCUAUUUCUCUCUCACAUACAAUGUUAUUUAUAGGGCCGACAAGAAGUACUGGUAAUGGGACUGAGUGGAGUACAAUUCAUAUUGUAAUAGGGCCAAAGUACCGUAAUAUUCCAAAAGUAAGCCCCUCCAACUAUAAGCCCCCCAAACUCGUAAUGCAAAACACCCUCCGUUAAAUCGCCCCUCCUGAUAUAAGCCCCCCAGGGGCUUGUACUUGGAAAUUGCCCUCAAAUACUAUGUAACACAAAGCAAAAAUGGUAAAUGUCCUUCCAACUAUAAGGCUAGCCCAAUCGAUUGUGAAACGCAAAUUUCCCUCAGCAGAUAAGCCCCUCUGAAUAUAAACCCCUCCAAAAAUGAACCCCUCAAAAAGGGCCUUUGAAAAAUAUAAGCCCCAGAGCUUAUUUUCAGAAUUUUACAGUAUGCAUUCUGAAAAGAUAAGGCCUGUUCAGUAAACUUAACCUUUUCAACUCUGUCUUUCAUUGAAAAAGUCAAUGCAUCAGGCAAGUUCUUGAAAAGAGCAGCAAGAAAUCCAAAAACAAGUGGUACUGUCCUCUUUGUAAGACUCCUGUAUCCAAACGGUAAGUUCUUUUAUUUUUUUGUUCCUCUGAUUCCAAAGCUUUUUCUUUCCCUGACAGGCCACAAUUAUGUAAGUCUGUAAGCCAAAAAGUGGUUGAACACCUCUUAAGUCUGGUCCCCUAGUAACCCAAGCAUAAGCGCAACAUGGUCCUCAUUAGUAACACAAGCAUUUGAGCUUAUGAGCUGUUAAGCAGUCCCUGGCAACAUACUUGUCCUUAGACAACACCAAAAAAAAUUUACUCCUCACACCAACUUUGUAGGCUGGGCAUCCUAAAGGUUCAGAGCUUUUGCACUCCCUUAACUUUUUCUUAGUGAUCAUUGCUCUUGUGUAAAUAAACUUUUAAAUUCACCUUUUUGAUGAGUUGCUGGUAUACAAUUUUAUCUACAGGGUACUGCAUGCAUUUUACUAUACAUGAGCACACUGCAGAGAUUCCAAACUUUGCUUUUCAUUUUUAGGAGCUUGACUCCAAAUCCCAAGCUAAAUGAAAUUGUUGCUGCAGUGCGCAAUUUACAAGGAGCAGUUCAAGAUGACACAGAAAUUCCUACAGGUGAUCAGAUUGUCAAUAUUUUAGGAUAUUAUGUAAAAUGUUAGAAAUUUUUAUGACGUAGUUUAAAAUAUCUCCCAUUACUAUCGAUGAAAGAAUUACUAAACACCGAAAAUACAGGUGUAUUUCAGGAAUAUUUACUGUAAAUAAGCCAAUCACAAUAAUUAAGCGGAGGGCUCAUAAGCACAGUACAAAACCGUUAACAAAUUUAAUACCAUCGCCACUUGCGCAGUUUAGUUUGUCAUACCUGAUUUGAUUUUUAUUGCAACAAAAUAACAUUCCAGUAAUAUUAAUUCUGGUUAAAUCACUGUUACCUUGCUACUGUACAGACCAGUCUCAAUCUUUAUUUUCUUAUUGUAUGAGUAUUUGAGUAUAAUAAUUUAUUUUGUAAUUUGCUAGCAAUACGUUUUCAUUAUUAUUAUUAUAGUAAAAAAGUUCUACAAAUUCACUUUCACAUGGAUCAAAACUUACAUUUAUCCUGGAGCACUUGUUGUUGGGUAUUCUGAGACAUAAAUUUUGACUUUUGACUUUGCAAAUUUUAUUUAUGUUAGGCCCAGUUCAGAUACAAAACAUUUCAUGACUGGUUGAAUUGAGUCAGAUGACGAUCCUAAUUCCAGCUGAACUGGAGAAAAAUGCUCAUUUCAGCCAAAAUAUUGCAAAAUACAUAGUAAUAACACAUGCAUUAGGUUGUCCACAUGAAUUGAAACGCUGUUCCAUAGUCACUCCAAAGUUGAACUACACUGUCGCUGAAAAAAAGCUCAUUUUGGUCAAAUUGCUUGCAAAAUAUGUAAUAAUAAUAUAUGCAUUAAGUUAUGCACAUAAUUUUAUAAAUUAGGCAUCCGAAUUGAAGCAUUGUUCCAUAUAGUCACUUCAAAGUUGAAUUUCCCAGCCUGGCAAGGCAGGAAGAACAGCUGAGUAUUUCAAAUUGAAAUAAGCAAUCCUAAUUGUUUCAGAAACCAAACUUUUCAUGUGCUUUAUUCAAAGUAUUACCAGGUUCAGCUCAUGAAAUGUUGGUGUCUGAACCCGGCCUUUAAUCUGUGUGAUCAUGAUUGUAACUAGCUCUUAUCAUCUUUGUUCAGGUUCUCCACCAUCACAGCCCUUGAAAGGACCCAACACAGAUGUUAAUUCAAGUGUGGUUUCUUUUUCUGUUCCUCAACCAACACCUCGAAAAAAUGCUACAGGUCGCAAGGGUAGACGGAAAGCUUCAAGAGAUCAGUUUACUGUGUACAUAGAAAAAAAAGGUAUAUAA